This is a messenger RNA of Hipposideros armiger (great roundleaf bat), 1213 nucleotides long. RefSeq names its product chromosome unknown C4orf17 homolog (gene CUNH4orf17). The transcript has 8 exons. Bases 155 to 1213 code for a protein of 352 amino acids. NCBI's taxonomy places the organism in Eukaryota, Metazoa, Chordata, Mammalia, Chiroptera, Hipposideridae. The record is from RefSeq and is a predicted model, not a curated record.
GUUUGCUGUGUAAGAAAAUCUUGAGAACCCCUUGUCAGAGCAAAUGUCAUUCUGUGAUUUCAGGGUCUGAGCACCACGGGAAGCGGAAGUGAGGUUAACAAGGCAGGCCCCAAGACAUUCUGUGGCAGCCGUGGAGAGAGGGAAACAACACUCCAUGAACAUGAGCCUUAAAUCUCCAACAUCUGCUCUUCGGUUUGAGAGCAAAGGCAGACAUAUGAUGGAGAAAAAUGAAAGUUGUUUUCUGGUCAGACAUACCCCUCAUCCCAGAAGGGUCUGCCACAUCAAAGGUUUGAAUAACAUUCCGAUCUGUACUGUAAAAGACGAUGAAAACUCAUUUGGAACAUUGUGGGGUGUUGGCCAGUUCAACCACUUAGAGAAGGAUGAAAUACCAUAUCCACCCAGCACUGCAGCCCUGGAGAGCACAGUCAGAGAAGUCCCACAAGACCCAAUCAGGGUCAAAGGGGACCCCCCACGGCCCCAUUCUGAGCCCUGUAGAAAAAUCAAGGAGUGUUUCAAAACUUCCAGUGAGAAUCCCUUAGUAAUUCAAAAGGAAGAAAUUAAGGUAAAAAAUCCACCCUUACCUCCAAAGGCACACUCUACUGCUGGCUGUUGUUUUUCAGAGGUGAUGAAUACCAAGACUAGUGCCAAAGAGAACACCAUAUGCAUACCAAACUAUCUGGAUCAGGAAAUCAAAAUUCUGGCAAAGCUCUGUAACAUUUUACACACUGAUUCUCUGGCAGAAGUUCUACAGUGGCUGCUUCAUGCAAGUUCAAAAGAAAAAGAGUGGGUCUCAGCUUUGAUUCAUGCUGAGCUGGUGGAAAUAAACUUGUUGCCACACCUCCGAAGAAACAUCUCAGCAGAACCAGCAGCAGAGACUGGGAAGCCACCCAAAGUUAAAUCGCCCCCAAGUUCACCUGCAAAAUCAAAAGUGCUGACCAGAUCUGGGGAAGGACAUCAACUCACCAGAGUGUCAAGUCAAGGAUCUGAAGGAAAUAUGGAAGUACCAAAAGAGGCUGAGCACAAGCCUCCAUUGUUUAUAAGAAGAAAUAAGAUGACAAUACCUGUUACAGACUAUUUCAGCGAACCAAAGUCUCCUUCCAGGCCUAAAACUCAGGAGAGCAUAGCAGCAAAAUCAAUGUCAGCAAGGAGUAUCCAACAAGGAUAUAAUCUCUCUCCCCAAAGAGCAUUUUCUCCUUUAACAUACCAAAGGUAG